This is a messenger RNA of Lentinula edodes (shiitake mushroom), 1566 nucleotides long. Its product is annotated as malate dehydrogenase. The record is from RefSeq and is a predicted model, not a curated record. Gene Ontology annotation, molecular function: malate dehydrogenase (decarboxylating) (NAD+) activity; NAD binding. Gene Ontology annotation, cellular component: mitochondrion. The coding region runs from base 1 to 1566 and encodes 521 amino acids. The transcript is spliced from 12 exons. NCBI's taxonomy places the organism in Eukaryota, Fungi, Basidiomycota, Agaricomycetes, Agaricales, Omphalotaceae. Gene Ontology annotation, biological process: pyruvate metabolic process; malate metabolic process.
AUGUCUGUCUCUGUAAUGAGCCCUGCUGUUCCUGCCCCUAUUUCGUUCUAUACUAGUAUUCCUCCCCAUAUCACUGAAACCGACCAUGUACAACGCAGCUUAGUGCAGCUUCGCACCAAGUCUAAGGGCUUGGAACAGUACAUCUUCCUCAAUGGCCUCAAAGAACGAGAUCCUAGUUUGUUCUACCAAAUUUUGCUUUCGAACAUGAUGGAAAUUAUCCCCAUCCUAUACACUCCAACGGUCGGAGAUGCAUGCUCAUUCUAUUCUCAUAUCUGGCGUCAUCCAGAAGGACUGUAUAUUUCCAUUAAACAUAAAGGGCACAUUCGCCAAAUACUGAGGGCACAUCCUGCUGGAGCCAAGAUAUCUGUUGUCACAGAUGGCUCUCGUAUCCUCGGGCUUGGCGACCUUGGAGCAAACGGUCUGCCAAUUAGCAUUGGCAAAUUGGAUCUCUACGUUGCUGGUGCAGGUAUCCGGCCUUCCUCUACACUUCCUAUUUGCCUCGAUGUCGGAACCAACACCAAGAAAUUUAUUGAAGAUCCUCUCUACAUAGGCGUACGACAAACAAGACCCAUGGAUGAAUUCAUGGAGGAAUUCAUGUCCGCCAUGUCUGAGGUGUUCCCGGAGCUUGUCGUCCAGUUUGAGGAUUUUUCAACCGAAAACGCGUUCAAGUAUCUGGACCUCUUCAGAUCCCGAUACAGGGUCUUUAAUGACGAUGUGAGCGCAGUCGUUCUCUCAGGCUUUCUCAAUGCUGCUCGCAUUUCCUCCGCAGCUAGCGGUCUUCCUUUGUCCGAGCAUAGAAUCCUCUUUUUUGGCGCAGGUUCUUCAGGCAUUGGCGUGGCGAAGCAGCUCGUGUCAUUUUUCACCGAAUUGGGCCUGAGCGUAGAUGAAGCUAAAAAACAGAUCUAUACUGUCGACUCCAAAGGCCUGAUAACAGCUGACCGUGAAGGGCUUCAAGAACACAAGAAAUUUUUUGCUCGCACGGACUACCAAGGCCCUGCUUUGACCAGCCUGGUUGAUAUCGUCAAUCAUGUCAAACCAACCGCGUUAUUGGGUUUAAGCACGAUUGGCGGUGCAUUCACGGAAGAAGUCGUAAAAGCCAUGGCUGCCACGAAUAAUCGGCCAAUCAUUUUCCCUCUUUCGAACCCAGUAUCGAAAUGCGAACUUAGUUUUCAGGACGCUAUAAACUGGACCAAUGGUCGAGUUGUUUUCGCGUCUGGUAGUCCAUACAACCCUGUUAUCUACGAAGGAACUACGUAUGAAGCUGGACAGGGCAACAAUAUGUAUAUGUUCCCUGGGAUUGGUUUAGGUGUUAUUCUAUCGAAAGCCAAACACAUCACGGAUGCUAUGGUGGAAAAGGCUGCCAUUGCCUUGUCCUCCUCGCUCAAUGAAGAAGAGAAUAGUCGCGAAUUAGUUUACCCUAGGCUGGACCGGAUCCGGGAUAUCAGCGCCCAAGUCGCGCUUGUUGUAGCAAGAGAAGCGCAAAAAGAGGGCAUAGAUAACAACAUUGUCCUCCGUAGCUUGAACGACAACGAGGCGCUGAAACACAUCAAAGGUAAAAUGUGGUAA